AAAACCAAAAUGAUCGUCACUGCUCAUCACGUAGUUACCCUCGUCUUCUUCCUCGUCGUCGUUCCCGCUCUCCCGGCCCAUGCCGAAAGCCGAGGCUUUAGCGGCACCAUGAUCCGCCGCGGCCGCACUGAUACCACCACCGCCGCCAUCAACUUCACUCAGGCCGCUCUCGAGUCUCACCGCCGGCUGUCAUUCCUCGCCUCCCGGUCGUCCCAGGUCGACAAGCCGCAGUCCUCCUCGGCGAGCCAGUUGAGCAACAAUGACACAGAUACAGUACCCCUGAGGAUGGACGGCGGCGGCGGCGCCUACGACAUGGAGUUCUCCAUCGGCACACCGCCGCAGAAGCUAACAGCCCUCGCCGACACCGGCAGCGACCUGAUCUGGACCAAGUGCGACGCCGGCGGCGGCGCCGCGUGGGGGGGCUCCUCGUCGUACCACCCCAACGCGUCGUCCACCUUCACCAGGCUCCCGUGCUCCGACCGCCUGUGCGCCGCCCUGCGGUCCUAUUCCCUCGCACGGUGUGCCGCCGGCGGCGCCGAGUGCGACUACAAGUACGCGUACGGCCUUGGCGACGACCCCGAUUUCACGCAGGGGUUCCUCGGCAGCGAGACCUUCACGCUCGGCGGCGACGCCGUUCCGGGCGUCGGCUUCGGCUGCACCACCGCGUUGGAGGGCGACUACGGCGAGGGCGCCGGCCUCGUCGGGCUUGGCCGCGGCCCACUGUCCCUCGUCUCCCAGCUCGACGCCGGCACCUUCAUGUACUGCCUCACCGCCGACGCCUCCAAGGCCAGCCCUCUCCUGUUCGGCGCACUCGCCACCAUGACAGGCGCCGGCGCCGGCGUGCAGUCCACGGGCCUCCUCGCGUCCACCACCUUCUACGCCGUGAACCUGCGUAGCAUAACGAUCGGCUCCGCGACGACGGCCGGCGUCGGCGGGCCCGGCGGCGUCGUGUUCGACUCCGGCACGACGCUGACGUACCUCGCCGAGCCGGCGUACACGGAGGCCAAGGCGGCGUUCCUGUCGCAGACGACGAGCCUUACCCCGGUAGAAGGCAGGUACGGCUUCGAGGCGUGCUACGAGAAACCUGACAGUGCCAGGCUGAUCCCGGCGAUGGUGCUGCAUUUCGACGGCGGCGCCGACAUGGCCUUGCCGGUGGCGAACUACGUCGUGGAAGUGGACGACGGCGUAGUGUGCUGGGUCGUCCAGAGGUCUCCCAGCCUGUCCAUCAUCGGCAACAUCAUGCAGAUGAACUACCUCGUCCUGCAUGACGUCCGAAAAUCGGUUCUGUCGUUCCAGCCGGCCAACUGCGAUAGCUACAAAGCGAACGGGGCAUCAGGCUCGCUGCCUCCCUUUUAUCAGUUUUCUAUCACUGUGCUUCUAUGCUUCUAUAUCUAUAAUAUGUAUACUUCUGUAUUUUAA
This is a messenger RNA of Sorghum bicolor (sorghum), 1419 nucleotides long. Its product is annotated as aspartic proteinase nepenthesin-1. Gene Ontology annotation, biological process: proteolysis. Lineage: Eukaryota; Viridiplantae; Streptophyta; Magnoliopsida; Poales; Poaceae. Gene Ontology annotation, cellular component: extracellular region. The transcript has a single exon. Gene Ontology annotation, molecular function: aspartic-type endopeptidase activity. The record is from RefSeq and is a predicted model, not a curated record. The coding region runs from base 109 to 1419 and encodes 436 amino acids.